UAGUACAUGUUAUAUUUAUAAAUUACAUCCCAUUACACUAUCUCACUCUAUUGUACUACCCCGCUACAUUCGCCUCUGCUUGUUCUUCCACCUUCCAUUGCUCUCUGUUAUAGUGUGGACUCCAAAGUCUCCUAUUUGUCUGCACUGAGAUUUAAAAAGAUCAUAUUUAGUGAAAUCCAGCUUGCCUGCUCCUACGUGCAUUUUGAAUGAGGCUAGUAGUGAUAUUUGCGUAUAACAGAAGCACCUCCUCCCUCCCAUUGGACAAUGUGUACGUGAGGGCGUGGCAAGGAAAGAUGAGAGUUGCAAAUCCAUGCCCUUACUGGGAAGACAUGGAGCGCUAUGGACACAGUCUACACGAAUCUGAUAGGAAUCUCAACUAAAGGCAUCACUAUUUCUCCAGUUUGGAAGCAAACGAUUUGAGAGACCGAGAGCAAAGAAAGGGUGGCCCGACUGAGGAUGGAGUGUGCAUUUGAAGCACAGAAUCUGAUCUCCAUUUCUUUGAGGAAAAUCCAAAGCUCCAGGACGCAGAGAGGAGGCAUCAAGCUCCACAAGAACUUACUGGUAACGUACGUACUGAGAAACGCCAGGCAGUUCUACAUGAGCAAAAACUUGUCGCAGAUGCAGAGGACGAAUCCGUACGAGGAUGUAACUGUAGUCCGAGAAAGGCAAGAAUACCUCGAAUGGACGGGGAGCUUCACGGAGUUGGCUGAUGACUUCUACUGCAACUUUACUGGGGUUGAGUCGGACACUUGGCACUGCGGAGCGCACCAGCCCAACGGUCAGCCUGCAGAGGUGGCGCACCAAGGCGCAUCUGCCUGCGCAAUGGAUUCACCGAGUGACUCUGACCUCAUGGUUUCGGACGCCUGUUGGAGCUGUGCGGACAAAUCCUCCUGGGAGUUAUCUAUCCCGAACACGCAAGCCAACCAAAAGACUGUCCUGGACUUGGACACCCAUGUGGUGACUACUGUCACGAACGGAUACUUCCACACAGACUGUUGCGCGCAGCCCAAACAGCCGCAGGGCGCGCAGUGCUACACAAAAAAGCGAAAGAUUGACAUAAGUUAUCAUAUCGUUGAUCCAGAGUUUUAUUUGCCAGACUUUGCGCCAGUGCCGUGUAAAAGAAUGAGGAGUGAUGAUGAUUCACAUUCAGACUCUGACCAGUUGGACAGCACAAACAUCUCCAACCUGAUCUCGGUGCUGGGCUCAGGUGGGCUAUCUGAGUUUGUGAGUUGGCAGCAAACGGACCUUGAGCAAAUAUUCGCCACUCAAACAAUUUGUUUAAAACACACGCUGUUAACAGGCAGCGGCUGGACCAGAGCAAUCGAAGCAUUUUGAUAUGUAUGACUGUGUGUUUUUUAAUUUCUUUGUAUCGUUUUAUUUUGCUGCUUUUAAAUAAAUCAUGACACGACUGCAGUUCUCUCUUGGACUUUUUAUACAAAAACAGUGCUGAAAUUAUACAGAAUGGUCAUAUGCAUUUCCAUUACUUUUUGCACAUUUACAUUUCCUGUGCUAGUGCGAAUAAUUUCUACACAGCAUGACUAAACUGUAACCUUUAUUUAAAUAUUAUUUUGUGGUGGUGAUUUUUUUAAUUAUUAUUAUUAUUUUCUGCGGGAAAACCGGAGUCAUUGGUUUGUAUUUCCUGGAGAAAUAAGUGAAUGCUGUUUUCUCCUUGGAAAGAUGUUGGACGACUACCACCAUGUGGCCAGAGAAGAUUUGUGCAGCUUCGUGCAACAGUUCAACGAGAAUUCUUAUUCUUAUUCUUAUUAUGUAAAUAUAUAUUUAUAUCAGGGCCUGCUUUGAUUAAUCAA
Messenger RNA from Pelmatolapia mariae (spotted tilapia), 1808 nucleotides. RefSeq names its product immediate early response gene 5-like protein. Lineage: Eukaryota; Metazoa; Chordata; Actinopteri; Cichliformes; Cichlidae. The transcript has a single exon. The coding region runs from base 457 to 1335 and encodes 292 amino acids. The record is from RefSeq and is a predicted model, not a curated record.